Messenger RNA from Acanthocheilonema viteae, 546 nucleotides. NCBI's taxonomy places the organism in Eukaryota, Metazoa, Nematoda, Chromadorea, Rhabditida, Onchocercidae. The record is from the annotation of a GenBank genome assembly.
AUGGCCGAUGAUGAAUGCGAAGCAGCAGGUGCAGCAUCGGUUAAAUAUCCCCUCACGGUACAGUAUUGUGGAGUAUGCAGUAUGCCGCUUGAAUACUGCGAGUACAGUGGAAUGACUGAUAAAUGUUUAAGUUGGUUAGAAGCGAAUUUGCCAUCCGAAUUCGAGAAAUUGAAUUUAGCAGGUCUAAAGGAAUUAACAGAUGGUGAAAAAAAACAUCAAAAACGAGGUGGCAAGGGUUCUAAGACUAUAAAUGAAAAAAAUGCAGCAGUAAAAAAGAAUAUGGUAACGAAAGUUACAUUACAGCGAGUAGCUCGUGGAAAAAACAAAUCCGUUACAGUGAUCAAAGGACUAGCUUCAUUUGAUGUUGAUUUGAAAGCUACCGCUAAAUUGUUUGCUGGACAUUUUGCAUGCGGUUCAUCGGUAACAGCAAAUGAUGAAAUAGUAGUUCAGGGCGAUGUAAAGGAUGAAAUACUAGAAAUAAUAGGAACAAAAUGGCCAUUUAUUGAUUCACAUUUAAUUGAAGAUCUUGGUGAUCAAAAACGUUAA